Rhipicephalus sanguineus (brown dog tick) is the source of this 3438-nucleotide messenger RNA. RefSeq lists its product as uncharacterized. Bases 1 to 3438 code for a protein of 1145 amino acids. The record is from RefSeq and is a predicted model, not a curated record. Gene Ontology annotation, molecular function: nucleic acid binding; zinc ion binding. The transcript has 2 exons. NCBI's taxonomy places the organism in Eukaryota, Metazoa, Arthropoda, Arachnida, Ixodida, Ixodidae.
AUGGACAAGCUCAAGGCGAAGCGGACUUCACGACGAUCUUUGAACAGCCGGAUCAUCAAUGAGGCAAGUGCCCUACUUCGCAACGACUCCGCAACGCAUGAGCAGCUCGAUUCCAUCUACGAGAGGCUCAAAACGAACAACGAUGAGUUGAACAAGAUCAACAACGGAUUAGAGAGCGUCAUCACGGACGAGGACUUCCAAUCCGAGUACGAAACAAUUUUAGAGUAUGAAGACAACGCGACGCGCAUUCUCGCCGAGCUCAUAAGCCGUCGGAACCGCAUUUCAAGCACACCAGCAGAAGAGGGAUCGGGGUCGGGGCCGGCUACCAAUGUGAUCGCUACACCAUCAGAGAGGACGGGAGCCAAGCUGCCGAAGCUCACGAUCGCGCCCUUUUCUGGAGAUGUGUGUAAAUGGACGGAGUUCUGGGAGCAGUUUCUCCAGAUUGUCCACAACAACGUCACCCUGACUACGACGGAGAAAUUCCACUAUCUGCGACAGUUUUUAAAAGGAGACGCUGCGUCAGCGGUGGCCGGUCUUCCAACGACUGAAGCAUGCUAUAAGGACGCUGUAGACCUACUACAGAAGCGCUUCGGGGACAAGACCCGCCAAGAGCAGGAAUACUUUGCAAGAUUGCGUCAGCUGACUCCUGUUCGAGCAUCUGGUGAUACAAGAGCCCUCCGACAACUCUACGACCACGUGCUCGUGAACAUCCGAGGGCUGGAGUCACUGGGUGUGCAGCGGUCUUCAUUUUCGUCGAUGCUCUGCGACGUCAUACUUAGGGCAUUACCCCGAGACGUCGUGGUCCUGUAUCACCGUACCUGUGCCGCACAAGCUGAGAAUGAUGCCGCGGACAACGCAGGGCUGGACGGUCUACUGAAGCUCCUUUCGGUCGAACUGGAGAGUUUGGAAAAAAGCGACUAUAAGGAUAGCAGCGGACGAGACAGCGGGGCUCAACAUGUGGCGACCCAGCCAGCCCGUAGUCGGCCUUGGAAGCAGCCUACGUCAUCUGUUCUCCAUACGAAAUCGACUCGUGAUUAUCAGCACUACAACGAGAUGUGUGCGUUCUGUUCAUCCAAGCAGCACUCCACGGAAGCGUGUCCUACCGACAUGUCCCUGACGCAAAAGAAGCAAGUGCUGUCGAGUGACAAAAGGUGCUUCCGAUGUACCACGAAAGGCCACAGGGCACGCGACUGCAAGCGGAGGAUCUCGUGUUCGAAGUGCAAAGGCCGACAUGCCUCGAGUAUGUGUGACCCAGACAGGAUUCCACAGGACUCGCACCAAGCCGCCCGGACUGACCGUGCAAGUGCGACAGUUUGCUCAUCACUAGGGAGACGACGGCGAAGCAGCGAUGGAUACAAUGCGUGCGUCUUCCUCCAAACGUUCCGAGCCUGGGCGGUAAGCGAUCACAACUGCCGCUACGUGCGAGGUGUAUUCGACGGUGGCAGUCAGCGUACCUUUGUCACCGAGGAGUUGUCACGACACUUGGGCUUAAAAUGCCUCGGAUCCAUAAACAUGGCUCUCAACACCUUCGCCAGUGCCUCAAACCAAGCGGCCGAAAAUCGACGAAUAGUGGAGCUUCGCUUACGAAGUCAGUUUUCUGACAUGGAGGUUUCGCUAAGUGCCAUUGAGAUUCCGCACAUCUGCCAAGACAUCGACGAAACAAGAAUGGAAGUCUCAUUUGUCGCUUCUUUUAAGAAAUUGGGAAGGGACGUAGCCGAUGAACUCGCACACGCAUCAGUGAUCACACAAAGUGGAAUCGGCGUGCUGAUCGGCUCUGAUCAAAUGUGGAGAGUCCUGACCGGUGAAGUCCUACGGUGUGAGGACAAUGAUUCACUGAUUGCCAUGAACUCCAAGCUUGGUUGGACGUUUCAAGGACGCACUACCUUCUUGACAUCACAGUGUGCCACAACGAGAAUGAUGGUUUGCGCCUUGAAGACUCAAGUAGUCGAGUCAGAUGAGUUUCUACGGACGUUCUGGGAACUGGAGCACCUUGGCAUAUCCGACUCAGUUGAAAGACCUAAUGAAGUCAGCAAGGUCAUGCAACACUUCGAAAGCACCAUAACAUACUGCGACGGAAGGUAUGAAGUGGCGCUACCUUGGAAGGAGGGAUGCGAGCUUUCCGACAACAAGCAAGUUGCUGUGACAAGGCUCCAUAAGCUGCUUACUCGUCUAGCGAAGCAAAAGGGAUUAUUACAGACAUACGACGACACCAUACGCGAGUACGUGCGAGCGGGACACGCCGAAAUUGUUGAUGACGUUCCUCCGGAGCCAGACAAGUUGUACUACAUGCCACACAAGGAAGUCAUCAGAGAGCAGGCGUUGACUACGAAAGUACGGGUGGUUUUCGGCGCAUCAUCUCAUGACAAGGGAUGCAAGUCUCUCAAUGAGUGCCUUGAAAAGGGAGACAACCUCUACCAAGACCUUGGGAAGAUACUUCUGCGUUUCAGGACACAUCCUAUAGCGGUAAUCGCUGACAUAGAGAAAGCAUUCCUACAAAUAUCCAUACGGAAAGAAGACAGAGACGCUUUUCGGUUCAUGUGGUUUGCCGAAGGUGACUUAAUGGGUAGUCAGCUCCAAGAAUGGAGGAUGACUCGUGUACCCUUUGGAGCUACAUGCAGCCCAUUCCUCCUCACGGCGACCAUCCUUCACCAUGUGAGGCGAACGCAAGGUGUCAAAGAGAAAACAGCAACAAGACUGGCCGAGUCCUUUUACGUAGAUGACCUGGUUACGGGCGCCGACACGGAAGACGAAGCUGAAGAAUUUUGUCGUGGAGCGCAACAAAUCAUGAAAGCAGCGGGAAUGGUCCUACGCAAAUGGACCACAAACUCACCUAACCUAAUGGUUGCACUGGAACGACAGAAGGAGUCUGCCAGUCAAGAACUGGUAGUGCUUCAUGAGCAAUCUGUUAAAGUUCUUGGCGUUGCUUGGAAUCCCGUUAAGGACGAGUUCAGUUUCUCGGUCGACCGACUGCUAGACUUUAUGAAAGAGAAACUUGACACUAAACGGUUCGUCUUACAGGCGACGUCGAGAAUAUUUGACCCACUCGGAAUGGUUGGACCGUACACCAUUGCCAUACGGAUACUAUUCCAAAAACUGUGGACACGUGGAAUAAGCUGGGAUGACCAACUACCUGAUGACCUACGAGACGAAUGGGAAAACCUAGUACGGCAGCUUCCACAACUGCAGGAAAUAUCGAUUCCUCGCUAUCUGGGCGGAAGGAGAAAGUUUCCAAGUGAAAUGCACCUGCAUGUCUUCUGCGACGCCAGCCCAGCAGCGUACGGAGCCGUAAUAUACGCCGUUACUACCAUGGCCGAACGACCCAUCUUGCUGAUCUCCAAGGCACCAAUGUUUGGUAAAGAAAGCCCCAACCAGCCUGGCAUUAUCAUCAAGCACAAGCUGCCGUCUAACCUGCAUGUUUAUGCUGAGUCCAAGGCCUGA